AUGCCUCGCGAGAAGAAGAAAAGAGGCCGUCGGGCAGAGAAGUCCCAAUCUAAGCGAAAACGGGAAGACGAAGACGUGCUCGAUUCACCCAAACGGCAGCGUACUGCAGACGAACAGAACGAAACGACAACGGGGGACGAUUAUAUUCCGCUCGAUAUCCACGGCCACGGAGGGGAACAAAUACAAGAGCGGGUGGAUGAUACGCCAUUUUACGGGCUUCUCGAUACUGAGGAGCAGGAGUAUUUCUCAAAAGCGAGUCAGACCCUGGAACUCAACUCAUUCGAAGACGAUGAUGAUAAACGACUGUUUAUUGAAAAUGUUUAUGCAGAAGCUAGUGGGAAAGAAUUAAAGAUUGCUUGCAGCCAAUCUUGCUCGAGGCUCAUGGAAAAAUUGAUUGCAAUGUCCACUUCAACCCAGGUGAAGUCUCUAUUCGAAAAAUUUUCUGGCCAUUUCCUACACCUGGUUCAACACCGUUUUGCGAGCCAUUGCUGUGAAUGUCUAUUCAUACGAGCUGCGCCAAUGGUCACAUCUGAGAUGGAGAAUCCAAAGAAUAAAAAGAAGAGAGACAGGUUGACCACAAACGAAAGUAAUAGGGAUAUGGAACAAGACGAGUCUUUAAACCAAAAACCCGCCGUGGAAUUGUUCUUGGGAGUGAUUUCGGAACUGCAAGGAAAUUGGGGAUAUCUUCUCACUGAGCCUUUUGCGUCACACACGAUAAGACUUUUGCUACUUAUAUUAGCUGGGGAGCCACUUGCAGAUCAAUCCAAUGCGAGGGUAUUGGCGAGUCGAAAAAAAGAAAAUGUGGGUUCUAUAACGGCGACCACUCAAUCGGAAUUGUCGAUACGUGAAAGCAGACAGGUCCCUACCGAGUUCAAUGAUACCCUAAGGCGGAUGAUAGUAGAUCUGAGUGCAGGUUUAAAUUCCACCUAUCUUCAGGCACUUGCUACCCAUCCUGUCGGAAGCCCUGUGCUACAAGUCAUCCUAUCAAUAGAGCUUGGGUGUAUGGGAAAAGAAAAAAUAAAGGACAAAAACUCCGUUUUCCGCAGGCUUAUACCGGAUGAUACCCUUGAAACCAAAGAUGAAGGCUUGAACUUCUUAAACAGCCUGUUCUAUGAUCCAGUUGGAUCUCGUCUGCUAGAAACAAUUGUCCGAGUUGCACCCGGAAAAUUCUUCAAAACAUUUUACAAGGUAAUAAUUCGUGAAAGAAUUGGCUCCUUGGCACGAAAUGAAAUAGCUUCUUAUGUGGUCAUUAAAGUGUUGGAGAGAGUGAGCAAGGAAGAUCUCCAAUCAGCUAUUGAAAGCAUACUUCCCGAAGUACCUUCAUUAAUUCAGCGGUCGCGACUCAACGUUAUCAAAACAAUAAUAGACCGCUCCAUAGUCCGGGGUGCCGAUACUGCCUCCCUAGCAAAGGCACUUGAAUCAGCUUAUGGUGAUGAUGGCGUUGCGCGCCUUAAAACGAUCCUAGGGGUUGACGCGGACGACCCGGUAGCUGAGGAAGCCAUGAAACCAAAGUCUGGAGUUUCCGCCCAACAUCUCCAUGGAUCGCUACUAGCACAAUCCAUGUUACAAGCAUCCGGAAGUCUCGCAAAUAUGAUCCAAUCCAGCUUUCUUGCAGCACCAAAUGAGACUAUAAUGCAGAUUGCAAAGAACCCAACAGCAUCUCGCGCUCUCCAGGAGGCUCUAAAAUGUUCCAGAUCAAACACUCAUUUUCGCCGACAAUUCUUACCUCGCUUUUACGGACAGAUGUGUGAAUUGUCUUUGGAUAGCAGUGGCUCUCACGUGGCUGACGCUCUUUGGGACGCGACAACAGACCUGAUAUUUAUCAAGCAAAGGUUGGCACAAGAGCUGGCGACUAGCGAAUCGACCCUACGUGAUUCAUUCUUAGGAAGAGCAGUCUGGAGGAAUUGGUCAAUGGAUUUGUACAAGAAGAAACGGGGAGAAUGGAUGUCUAAAGCAAAGGGCCGAGAUAGCUCUGUCUCAGCUUCAACUGCCGAUUCGAGCGCCGGGCCGGCGAAGAGCAAGCUGGACCUAGCCAGGGCACGAUAUGCGGCAGCAGCCGAGCAAAAGGAGAAGCCAGACAGCAGGGAACAAGGCCAUCGCGGUAAGAAGCAGGUCAUGUCGGCGCCGAGCAGCCUUCUGAAAGCGCAAAUGGAGCGUCCAGAAGAAGUGCGGAAAGUCUUGAAUUCGGUCCAGGAACGUGUUGUUGGAUUUGUUGAACAAGCGGACCGCGCAUCCCUGGUACCAGGACAAAAGGACAAUGAAUCUCAGCCCAAGAUAUUGGACUUCAAGAAGCCAGAAGAGCUCAAAGAGGUAUUCAAGGAAGGUUUAACAACUUCGGGGCAGGGCCACGACGGUCUUGUUCGGAUUGUAGAUGAUCUUCUAAAAUAUUCCGUCAAUACCUGGCAGCAAGGAUUUCUGGACAAGCUCUACUCGUCACCUAACGCUCCGGGCCUGGCGGCAGAAUUGCUCCUCGGGGCAUUAAAUGCCAACGUGCACGUCUACCAGUCAGCCCCAGCAUUGACGGUGGUCGAAAAACUUACGACACGGCGAUUUGCAGAACUUUUCGGCCUCACCGGACCUAAUGCAGGUGGAAUAUCUGUUCAGGGAGGGUCUGCUUCCAACACCACGGCGAUUGUCGUAGCAAGGAACACUUUAUUUCCGGAUACCAAAAAGAAUGGAACAGGCGAUCACCGAUUUGUUUUAUUCACGAGCGCUCAUGGACAUUAUAGCAUCGAAAAAGCUGCACAAAUGAUCGGUCUAGGAAGCAAUGCUGUUUGCAGUGUACCCGUCGACCGCGAGGGACGAAUGAUUCCGCAGAUGCUUGAUGAAGAGAUCCAAAAAGCAAAGGAUGCUGGUAAAACACCACUUUUUGUCAAUGCCACCGCUGGGACAACGGUUCUAGGGACAUUUGAUCCUUUUUCAGAGAUUGCAGAAAUUUGCCGCAAGCAUAAACUCUGGUUCCACAUCGAUGGAGCCUGGGGUGGUGCUUUUAUCUUUUCCAACCGCCAGAAACAUAAGCUUGAAGGUUCCCAUUUGGCUGACAGUAUUGCCAUAAACCCUCACAAGAUGCUUGGAGUGCCAUUGACUUGUUCUUUUCUUCUCGGUGCGGACAUGACACAGUUCCAUGGCUCGAACACUCUUCCGGCGGGAUACCUAUUCCAUAACGAUGUGUCUGAUGGCUCUGAAGUAUGGGACUUGGGGGAUCUGACUCUACAAUGCGGGCGCCGAGGUGACGCCCUGAAAAUGUUCCUCAACUGGAAUUACAUUGGCUCGGCGGGCUAUGAAGAGCGAAUUGAUUCCGCUAGUGACGUUGCCGUGCACCUUUGCAACCUUAUUUCGGAAUCUCCGGACUUAAUUCUCCUCAGUGAAAACCCACCGCCAUGCUUUCAAAUAUGCUUCUUCUAUGCACCCUUCAAACAGAUGGUACAUGGUUCAGGCAAGCUGGUAGAUGGACGCACACUUGAUGAAGCUGAGCGAGGAAAGCUCAAUGGAGAGAUCACUUCGAUGAUUGCUGAUGACUUGAUCCAGCAAGGAUUCAUGGUUGAUUAUGCUCCACCAGCCGCAGCACAAGUCGAAGGAGAUGGGAAAUAUCUCCGAUGUGUUGUGAACCUUCACACAAAGAAAGAGACAGUUGAACGUCUUGUUGAGCCCCUGGUCAACGACCAAAAAACCCUCUAG
This is a messenger RNA of Microsporum canis CBS 113480, 3678 nucleotides long. Its product is annotated as glutamate decarboxylase 1. The transcript has 4 exons. The record is from RefSeq and is a predicted model, not a curated record. Bases 1 to 3678 code for a protein of 1225 amino acids. Gene Ontology annotation, cellular component: cytoplasm. Gene Ontology annotation, molecular function: RNA binding; carboxy-lyase activity; pyridoxal phosphate binding. Lineage: Eukaryota; Fungi; Ascomycota; Eurotiomycetes; Onygenales; Arthrodermataceae. Gene Ontology annotation, biological process: carboxylic acid metabolic process.